CAGUUUGAAAAUGCCGCGUUAUGAUGAUCGAUAUGCUAAUACACGUCUCUAUGUGGGUCACUUGGCUUCUCGCACCCGAUCACGAGACCUUGAAUACUUAUUCAGCAAAUAUGGAAGGUUUCUGGGCUUAUUGCCUAACCUGGAGGCCUAUGGUGAGAGGGUUGCCAUGGUGGAAUUGGUGGAAAUUCUUGCCGGGUUAUAGGAGACUUUGGCGAUACUUUCUAUUAUGUUAAUGCGUGUUUUUAUGGAUUUGGCAACAAUCUCAAACUGGUGUUUAGUUCGUCUAUGAGGGGUGAAGUAUCAUACACUUGCAGUUCUUAAGUAAUGAUGGCCUUACUGUUUGUGGCAACCGUUUCGCAGAGUGCGGGAUGUGGAUAUGAAGCGUGACUAUGCAUUUGUUGAAUUUAGCGAUCCUCGAGAUGCCGACGAUGCUAGAUAUCAUUUAGAUGGCAAGGAUUGUGAUGGAAGCCGUAUCAUUGUGGAAUUUGCAAAGGGAGUUCCACGUGGUUCCCGGGAGUAUGUGGGAAGAGGUCCUCCUCCGGGUUCUGGGCGUUGCUUUAACUGUGGAAUAGAUGGCCAUUGGGCUCGAGAUUGCAAAGCUGGAGACUGGAAGAAUAAGUGUUACCGUUGUGGCGAAAGAGGACAUAUAGAGAGAAACUGCAAGAACAGUCCCAAGAAACUGAAACGAAGCCGUUACUCUCAGUCACCAUCUCCUCGCAGAGGUAGAAGUCGUAGCCCAAGUUACAGCAGAGGUCGGAGCUACAGUCGAUCUAGGUCGCCGAAGAGAGAGCGAAGUAUUGAGAAUGAGAAUAGGUCUCUCAGCCGUGAGCCAAAGAAUGGUGUGCCCUCUAAGGGUAGAAAGCGCAGUCUAACACCUAAUGGAGACAGCCCACGCCCAUCUCCUAAAUCCAGGAAAGUAGAUGACCAACAAGAUAGAUCUGACUAUAGUGGUAGCCCAAGGAGGAGUAGCCCAAGGAGGAGUAGGAGUAGGAGCCCCGACAGAAAGAGCCCUGGAGAUGGGAGGUAUGGCAGCCCAGCUCAGACAAAUGGUCGUAGCCGCAGUCCUCCCAGUCCUAGGAAUGACAGGAGCCCUGUUGAUGACGACUAUGAGGACAACCGCCGUUCCCGCUCUCGCUCCCGUUCCCGUCCGCACUCCCGCUCACGCACCCCAAGAGGCAGCGAAUCACCGUAAUUCCCGGAGGAAUUAGAAGUGUUGCUGGAUUGUGCAUCCGUGCCCAUGCAGGAGACCUUUAGUUUUUAAUGCUGUUAUUGAAACAAUAACUUUUUAUGCGAUCUGGUAGUAGUAAAGUAUAGUGGAGACUGGACUUUUGGAUUGAGUAAUCUUAUUUUCAAUUUUCUGCUACUUUGUGAAUUGUUAUUUAAUUUGAUAAUGUUUUCUGUUGAUGUA
Messenger RNA from Mercurialis annua (annual mercury), 1408 nucleotides. RefSeq names its product serine/arginine-rich splicing factor RS2Z33. Gene Ontology annotation, molecular function: mRNA binding; zinc ion binding. Bases 377 to 1192 code for a protein of 271 amino acids. Gene Ontology annotation, cellular component: nuclear speck. Lineage: Eukaryota; Viridiplantae; Streptophyta; Magnoliopsida; Malpighiales; Euphorbiaceae. The record is from RefSeq and is a predicted model, not a curated record. The transcript is spliced from 6 exons. Gene Ontology annotation, biological process: mRNA splicing, via spliceosome.